CAGUAUAUUUCGGUAACUCGGUUCAAGCUCCAAACAAGUAGGUCCCAGACCCUUCUUUAGUGCACCCCCCACAAGGCUACUUAUAGACACAUGUUAUCAAGGCAAGUGAUCUCCAAGCCUAUCUCUGUUAUGUAAAUUACACCACCAUCUUCUGCCUUUAGCCCUUUCUGAGUUUGUCUCAACUGUAAAAUCCUCCAAACCUCCCUGUCAUUGAAAGUCUUUUCUUCCAUUUUUGUGCUGUCAUCCCCAUAGGCUUCUUAAGCAGCCUCUCCAUUACCAUGGACAAGCAUGACAACAGAACCAAUCCCACCAAUGAUGCGUUUUCUUCUUACCUCAGCACAGCAGGAGAGAGUGGACUUAAGGUUGCCAGGUUAGUUCAGCAUCCUCCUUCUGCCAUCACUACCAGCCAAACCACUCCCUCUUCGAUAAGCUUAGAGAGAGCCAAGGCCGAACAGGGUGAAAUCAGUGUCUUUGGUGCCGAAAGAUACUUCAACAUGAAGCUGGAUGAUCAUGGCAGUCCAAGAAGUAUUGAUAGUCAUGCAAGUCACCAUGGUCUUAACAAAGAUCACUGCGUUGAUCGUCUGCAGAAUAGCAAACCAAAGAGCAGGCCAGGAACUCCUAGCGUAAUCUCUGAAGGGAGCUGGAAUAGCCAAGCUACUUUCUUACCAUGUUUCCAAAGGAAACCAUCCCAGAAUAUGCAAAAGAAGGUAAAUGGAAAGAUACACUUUUCUGGUUUUAUCUGCAGUAGGUCUUGUUCAGAUAAGAAGGGGAUUAAUAUUCGUAACAAUAUUGAGCAUGGAAGGAUUCAUGGAAAAGAGGUGAGGAGAAAAGCAAUCGAUCAUGCCCCAAGUUUUGAAAGGUCAAACAGAUCAGAAAAGAGUUUUCAAGUCCCUAUUUCAAGUUCUCGGGUGCAAAAUUUGACAGCUAAGUCAAAGAUGGAAGAGGAGAAGACCACCAAAGAAGAAGAGCCACGAAAAUCUCUGGAGGUGUUUGGCUCUCAUGAUGCGAUGAUCAACAAGGGUGACAUUGCAAUGAACUUAGAGAGGAAACUCUCUGUGCUAACUUGGGAUGCCAUUCCAAAAUCCCAAAACCUUUCAACUAAAUCUGGAACUGGUUGUGGAGAGCAUGAAGAAGAUAUGGGGAGUGAUGCUAGUUCUGAUCUGUUUGAGAUACAGAACUUAUCGAGCAGUGAAAAGCCGCUGUUCAACAGGCAAGCAUCUGAUGGCAUGUCCACUAAGUAUGAGCCAAGUGAGGCGAGCAUUGAGUGGAGUGUUGUCACAGCCAGUGCUGCUGAUAAUUUCUCACUCAAUACAACAGCGUACGAUGAAAAGAAACUGGAAGGAAAUAAUAAGAAAAUAGUGGACAAGGAGGUGCCAAAAAGCCGUCCAAGAGGAUCACUGAUCAGUUGUAAGAGUCACAAAGCAGUGAAUGUUGCUGAAACUGCCCACAAAACUAAUGAAAAGGCAAAGUCUGACUCAAUACUACAGCGUCAAAUGUUGGAUUCAUCUAUGUCAGUUGGAAAGUUACAGCCUUAGUUUAAGGUGAAAGAUUAUGAGUCCCCAUGAGUGCAAGAGAUAUCCCUUUUCAUCUCAGUUCAUGUUUUACCGAAUCUGCAAAUGUUGUAGGCUAUGACGCAAUAUGAU
Alnus glutinosa is the source of this 1643-nucleotide messenger RNA. RefSeq names its product protein PHYTOCHROME KINASE SUBSTRATE 3-like. Gene Ontology annotation, biological process: phototropism. Bases 279 to 1535 code for a protein of 418 amino acids. The transcript has a single exon. The record is from RefSeq and is a predicted model, not a curated record. NCBI's taxonomy places the organism in Eukaryota, Viridiplantae, Streptophyta, Magnoliopsida, Fagales, Betulaceae.